Nestor notabilis (Kea) is the source of this 2025-nucleotide messenger RNA. RefSeq names its product ring finger protein (C3H2C3 type) 6 (gene RNF6). Bases 1 to 2025 code for a protein of 674 amino acids. NCBI's taxonomy places the organism in Eukaryota, Metazoa, Chordata, Aves, Psittaciformes, Psittacidae. Gene Ontology annotation, cellular component: nucleoplasm; cytoplasm. The record is from RefSeq and is a predicted model, not a curated record. The transcript has 3 exons. Gene Ontology annotation, molecular function: ubiquitin protein ligase activity. Gene Ontology annotation, biological process: ubiquitin-dependent protein catabolic process; protein ubiquitination; positive regulation of DNA-templated transcription.
AUGGAUCACUCUCGGCACCGCGCAGGAAAUGGCAAUGAGCAGGCGUCUUCACGGGAGCAUCGCCGUGGUGAGGAUGAGAGACAGCGACAGCUGGAGCGCCUCAGCAGGGAGGAGGCCUAUUACCAGUUCAUUAAUGAACUCAAUGAGGAAGACUACAGGUUAAUGAGAGACCGCAACCUGCUUGGCACUCCCGGGGAAAUAACAGCAGAAGAGUUGCAGCAACGCUUGGAGGGGGCUAAGGAGCGUCUGGCAUCGCAGGCUGAUAUGGAUAACAGAGAAGGUGAAGAUUCCGAUGUUCUUGGAGAAAACUCAAAUGGUGACUCUCUGCUUGAAUGGCUGAACACUUUUCGUCGCACAGGCAAUGCCACUCGCAGUGGGCAGAGUGGAAACCAAACCUGGAGAGCUGUGAGUCGAACAAAUCCAAACAGUGGGGAGUUUCGAUUUAGUCUUGAAAUCAACAUAAAUCAUGAUCAUAACAGUUUUGAAACUGCUGGUGAGGCGUAUAUGGGUAUAGAUACUAGCAGAAUGUAUUUGGAAAGAAGAUAUCAAAGACCUGUCAGCCCAAUACCCCCACGAACGAGGAGCAGGACCACAAGAGAGGCAAACAACGAGGCUUCAAGCACUGCAAGGACCAGGUCUGUAAGAAGUUCUGUGGCACAAAGCUCUGAAGCAGCCUCUGAUCCAGUCUCCGGGAGGCUCAGGAGCAGAACAAGAGAGUUGUCAGGCCUUUCCCAGUCAAAUACUACACGUAGUAAUUCUGCAGCUGCUGGUGAACGAAGAGAAACACCUGGAAGAGGUACUUCUGCAGGAGUCACAAGAGGUAGAGCUAGAACUAGUGUUCGGAUGAGUGCAAACCAAAGACUAGAAAUUCUGCGGCUGAGGUCUACUUUAAGUAGUCGAAGCCGCUCUCCAUUGCAAAGGCAAGGUGAUACUGCUCGUUCUGAGGAACAUGGGCAGAGGCAGGAUAGAAGUGCACAGCAGGUCAGCAGGAGUAGAAGACAAACAUCUCAGCCUUCUUCACAGCCUGCCGAAGAACAAGCAAGAGGUAAUACUCAGACUCCUCAGCUUUCCAGCGUAGCCCCAUCCUUGGGAAUAACUUUGGAAGAGGAGGAAUCUAGUAGUAGGCCAGUAGCUGCUGUUAGAAGGCAUCCAACAAUUACAUUAGAUCUUCAGGUGAGAAGAAUUCGUCCUGGAGAAAACCGAGAUCGGGACAGUAUUGCCAGCAGAACUCGUUCUAGAGUAGGAAUGGCAGAAAACACAGUUACCUUUGAAAGCGACAGCGGGGGGUUUCGGCGUACGAUCUCGCGGUCGGAGCGUGCGGGUAUUCGCACCUACGUUAGCACUAUACGGAUACCUCUCCGCCGGAUCUCAGAAACAGGGCUUGGCGAGCCUUCCUCAGUGGCUCUGCGAUCAAUCCUUAGGCAAAUUAUGACAGGCUUCGGAGAACUGAGUUCAUUAAUGGAAACUGAAUCUAACUCCGAAGUGCAAAGAGGUGGUCAUCACUUACCGGAUGUACAGUCAGAGCAGAGUAACUCAAGUUCAGCAAACAAUAGCAGUGAUUCAAAUGAGGUUUCAUCUAGGAAUGGGCGCACAGUGGAAGGCAGCAGGGGAACAAAUGGACAGAGUGAUGAUACUCAACGCUAUGGUCACAAUAAUGAAACCCCAGAUAACAGGCAGUCCCAAGAUGCAAACAACCUCGUGGAAAAUGGAACACUGCCCAUACUCCGGCUUGCCCACUUCUUCUUGCUGAAUGAAGAAGAUGAUGACGAUCGUUUAAGAGGUUUAACCAAAGAGCAGAUUGACAAUCUUUCUACACGGAACUAUGGGGAUAUUCACACUGAAAAUGAAAUAAGUAAAACGUGUAGUGUUUGCAUUAAUGAGUAUGUAACAGGGAAUAAGCUAAGGCAGUUACCUUGUAUGCAUGAGUUUCAUAUUCAUUGUAUUGAUCGCUGGCUUUCUGAAAACUCUACUUGCCCCAUCUGUCGGCAGCCUGUGUUGGGGUCUAAUGCCACAGACAAUGGCUAG